CCCAACUCUUGUCAAAUUGACGUAUCUGUAUGGUUGCCUGCUUGCUAAUGUCGGCAGACGAGGAGAAUUACACCAGUUUAAUGUCUAAGCCAGGCAUUUUAGGACUUUUAGACAAAAUUGAAACCAUCUAUCAGUAGGUUAAAUCAUCCAUCGAUAACAAUUCAGAGGAUACGUGAAGGAUUAUCCCCGGCGUAAAGCAGGAGGGGAUAUUUUUUGUUGUGGUUGUCUACAAAAACGGGCAAAAUUUCGUCGAUACUGUACAGUAUGGGAUGUUUUAAGCCAAAGGGAGGCACGGGAGACGAUCAUGAAGAAGAUAAACUUAGAAAACAAAUUAAUAAACGGAUAGAUGAGGAACUUAAAAAGGAGAAACAAGUAUAUCGAGCCACACAUAGGUUGUUAUUGUUAGGUGCCGGUGAAUCUGGAAAAUCGACGAUUGUGAAACAAAUGAGGAUAUUGCAUGUGAAUGGAUUCUCUGCAGAUGAAAGAAAAAACAAAAUAGAAGAUAUUAAAAAGAAUAUUAGAGAUGCAAUUUUGACAAUAACAGGGGCCAUGGCUACACUUAAUCCUCCCGUUCUUCUAGAAAAUCCAGAUAACCAAUUUCGAGUGGACUACAUGCAAGAUGUUGCCAGUCAAAAAAAUUUUGAAUAUCCCUAUGAAUUCUAUGAGCACACUGAAAUUUUAUGGAAAGAUAAGGGUGUGCAAAACUGUUAUGAAAGAUCUAAUGAAUACCAAUUAAUUGAUUGUGCCCAAUACUUUUUAGACAGAGUUCAUAUAGUGAAACAACCAGAUUACACUCCAACAGAACAGGAUAUAUUACGGUGUAGAGUAUUAACGUCAGGAAUCUUUGAAACAAAAUUUCAAGUGGAAAAAGUUAAUUUUCAUAUGUUUGAUGUGGGAGGCCAGAGAGAUGAAAGAAGAAAAUGGAUUCAGUGUUUUAACGAUGUUACAGCUAUCAUUUUUGUCACAGCCUGCAGUAGUUAUAACCUUGUUUUAAGAGAGGAUGCUACUACAAAUAGACUCAGAGAGUCAUUAAACCUUUUCCAAAGUAUUUGGAAUAACAGGUGGCUACGAACAAUCUCCAUUAUAUUAUUUUUAAACAAACAAGACCUUCUAGCUGAAAAAAUUAAGGCUGGCAAAUCAAAGCUUGAAGAUUAUUUCCCAGACUUUAAACGAUACCAAAUACCUAAUGAUGCUUGUGUAGAUCCAGGGGAAGACGCAGAGGUUGUUAGAGCAAAAUAUUUCAUACGUGAUGAAUUUUUGAGAAUAAGUAUGCCACCUGAUGAAGGUAAACAUGGCGGCCACCACAAUCCAGUCCAUCAUUGCUAUCCACAUUUCACAUGUGCCGUGGAUACAGAAAAUAUAAAACGGGUGUUUCGGGACUGUCGAGACAUAAUUCAGCGGAUUCAUCUCCAUCAAUAUCAGUUGUUAUGAAAUUCAUAUGAUGGUGACCAAACUGUUUAUUCAACCUUAAUAUAAUGAACUAUGAUGACAGAAAGGUACACAAAACAUGAUGGACUGAUAGAGUGAACCUUUUACAUUGUUUCAAUAUUGUGCUUUACAUGAUUGACAAAUAAUCUUACAACCAAAACCAUACAUACAUGUGACCAAUUUUACAAUUAAGUCAUUAUUUUUAAAUCUGUUUUUAUAGUUGUUUAAAUCUGCGUCAUGGUGGAUUGUUGCCUAAUUAGCAGUCAUGGAUUUUUCAUAAGUCUGUUUUUUUAAGUCGAAUAAAUUGUUGGUCAUAAAAAAAACAUGACCCCCCUUUCAGAAGAUGAACGGUGGGUGCCUAAACUAGUGGCUAAAAUGGUUAAAAAGAUGUAAGGCUUUGGUUGUAGAGCGAAUAUUUGUUUUGAUGCAUACUUUAAAAGGUUAUAUGUUGAUGCUAUUUAUAAUAUAAACUAAAUAGAGGGCUAACAGAAUUUAUAUGACAUUCCUCUAUAAAGACCUGUAGUUCAAAAUAAAAUCCUGAAUAAGGCAGAAGUAAUUCACAAAAUCAUGAAAAUAUAAUCUGUAAAUAUUUUGUUUUAGUCAGGAUAUGUGCUGUAUAGACACUUAACGGUUUUAUGGUUAAAUCCUUUAGCAAUGAUUGUCAUUGUUAGAUUAUGCUUGAAAAAUUGUAAAAUUGUUCAAUUUUCAUAGAUAUGUACGAAUUUCGAAACUUGUUCUUAUAUUAAGAAAAUCUCCACAUCAUUUAUUAACGAAUUUCUCCAUAAUAUUUAUUAACUUUUAAGAAAGUUGACAUGCAAUUGUUAUAAAUGGUUUGAAGAAUGGAAUGCAGAUUAAUCCAGAGUGCUAUCUAUUUUUAACAAAAAAUGAUAAUUCUCCAGAUUUACAAACAAUUUAUAUUUUGCGCUUGUUUAUUAUAUGUAAUGCAUUUUGUAUGGAUGUAUCUGCAAGUAAAAGUGUUCAAGUGUUAAGAUGAUUUAUAUGACAUAAGGCCAAGCCAAAUUAAAUUGCUGAUCUCUAGACUUAAUAACGCCUACAGUUUCUAGAUAAAAAUUUAAAUAGAAUUCUUUCAAAUUUUAUGUUGUUUUUUUAAAGUUAAAUCUAGAAGUUGCAGGUAAUAAAGUAGCUGUUCGCUUCCUAAAAAGAUCCUACAUCAAGUUGAAUGACAUAUGUAUUUGCUGUAAGUCUGUUCAUUAAUUAUUUGUAAAUUUAGAAAAGAGAAAUUGAAGUAAAGAUACUCCUUGAAUUUAAAAGAAAAAACUCUAGAGAACAACACGUUAUAUUUGUGUGGUCUGUUAGUGUAUAUCAUGGGUCUUAUGAAUAUUAAUGCAUUUUUCAAAAGAAAUUAAGAGAUGUAGCAACCUGAAAAAAAACAUAUUUUUUACCAUACAACAAAAAUUGUUGUGAAUACAAACUUGUGAUACAAUUUAUUUCUCCAGGAACAAUUGUGAAUUAACUGUUUUUAAGAGGUGCAAAACCUUUUUUUUUUAAACUAGUUUGUUAAAAGUUAACUUUUAAUAACAAAACUUAGUACCUUUUUAAAAAAAUCUCAAUGAUGUUUAAUUAUCAAACAUAUCCUUUUUUCAAAACAAGUGUUUAAACUUUCAAUACAAAACUUUACACCAUUUAUAAAAAAAAUGCUUUUUGGAACGGAACUUCCAGUUCUCAGGCUGUAACAUCUCUUUCAUGUUAUGCAAUGCAAGUCCUAGAUUGUUUCUCACUAGGUGCUGUUAUAUUUAUCAAGCUUUGUAUGUCGAAAGAAGUACACGUGUCUUAUUUGACAGUAGUCCGUCUUGUAAUGUGUAUUUUUUUAAAAUUUUAACAAAACAAUUCGUAGUUAUACACAGAUGUGGAUUCAAGAAUUGAGGGGUGGAUUGAAAACCCUCAAGAGGUUGUUUCAGUUUUUAGUUAGCCUGAUUUAAUCAUUUCAGUUUAUUUGAAAUGAAAGACUUAAAACUUUCAAUAAAAAUGGAAAAGAGGGCAGUUUUCCUCUGAUAACUGUACUGUUAAUUCAAAUAAUUUAAUAUAUGUUUUUUGCUCUUCAGAAUUUUAAAAUAUAAGAUGUGACAAACACUGUUGUGGAUUCAUUUAUUUUCGUAGUUACAAAUUUUAGUGGAUUAAGGAAAAAUUAUUUUCAUGGAAACAUGAAUUCAUAGUUUUAACAAAUUCUGCACUCAAGUUUAUGGAAAAUUGGUAUUUUGUUGGAACACUUGAAUCCAUAGUUUACUUAAACAUAAGAAAUCCACAAAAAUUAGUAAUCCACCAAUAUUAAUGAUCCAAAGUAUUAUCAUUUAGCAAUUUUAUUGUCCAGGGUAUAUCCUCAUGCACAUAUAUUGUAUAUUGUAUAAAUGUAACAUUUAGAGAUUUCUUAUGUAGAAUUUUUGUGGUCACACAAAAUAUUAUUAGAAAAGUUAUUUAUAUGAAAAUAAGAAAUAACCAGUGCUUUAAAUAUUUUUUCUUCUUGAAGAAAACAUGUAGAAUAAGUAGUAAGAAAUAAAAGAGAGUUAUUUCUG
Mytilus californianus (California mussel) is the source of this 3959-nucleotide messenger RNA. RefSeq names its product guanine nucleotide-binding protein G(s) subunit alpha-like. Gene Ontology annotation, biological process: adenylate cyclase-activating dopamine receptor signaling pathway; sensory perception of chemical stimulus. The transcript has 11 exons. Gene Ontology annotation, cellular component: heterotrimeric G-protein complex. Lineage: Eukaryota; Metazoa; Mollusca; Bivalvia; Mytilida; Mytilidae. The record is from RefSeq and is a predicted model, not a curated record. The coding region runs from base 265 to 1431 and encodes 388 amino acids. Gene Ontology annotation, molecular function: GTPase activity; G-protein beta/gamma-subunit complex binding; GTP binding.